This is a messenger RNA of Seriola dumerili (greater amberjack), 3655 nucleotides long. RefSeq names its product leucine-rich glioma-inactivated protein 1-like (gene lgi1b). Gene Ontology annotation, molecular function: protein binding. NCBI's taxonomy places the organism in Eukaryota, Metazoa, Chordata, Actinopteri, Carangiformes, Carangidae. The coding region runs from base 305 to 1957 and encodes 550 amino acids. The record is from RefSeq and is a predicted model, not a curated record. The transcript is spliced from 10 exons. Gene Ontology annotation, biological process: myelination.
GAUAAUUCAUCUUCAUGAUAAAAAUCUGAGACAGUUUUCUCUCUAUCCUGCAUUUGUAAUCCUGUGCCUUGCAGAACGAAUCCGCUGGACUGGUGCCUUCCUAUUGAGACGCAAGAAGCAUAGACACAAGGCUGCAUCAGAGAGCCACAACACGGGCUUCUGUCAUUAAAACAAACAAGACUGAUAUAAGUAUAUCAGUAACCAUUGCAAGAUUGCUUGUUAAAUCCUGUGGUUACUCCUCGUGGAUUUUGCCUAUAGAAGUUGCAUGCUCCAGGAGUGAUAGUUCUCGGCCGGGACAGAAGGAAUGGGAUACCCGGGCAGAGCAGUGAGAGGAUGGAGAGGAUGGAAAGGAUGGACGCUCUUGGUUUGGGUCGCCGCUGUCAGCUUGCUUUCAGCAGACGGACGGAGAGUGAGGCAGCCCAGAUGUCCCGCUGGAUGUAUUUGCACCAAAGAUAAUGCCCUGUGUGAGAAUGUCCGAUCCGUGCCUCACACUUUCCCCUCCGACGUCGUUUCACUAUCUUUUGUCAAGUCUGGAUUUCAUGAAAUCACUGGGGGAAGCUUUGUUCACACUCCUGCCCUGCAACUGCUGUUGUUCACAGCAAACUCCUUUGACCUCAUUGAUGAAGAUGCAUUCCUAGGUUUACCACAUCUUGAAUAUCUAUUUAUUGAAAAUAACAAAAUUGCAUCAAUAUCUCCAUUUGCGUUCCGGGGCCUGAAAGCACUGAUACAUCUGAGUCUGGCAUACAACAAUCUUGAGACGCUGCCCAAGGAUGUCUUCAAGGGCAUGGACGCUUUGACUAAAGUGGAUUUGCGAGGCAACAGCCUGAUAUGUGACUGCAAGCUAAAGUGGCUGGUGGAGUGGAUGCACAACACUAACGCCACCCUGGAUCAGAUCUACUGCAGCGGCCCACCCAUUCACCAGGGGAAGAAGAUCAAUGACCUGCUGCCACACUCUUUUGACUGCAUCACAGCAGAGUUUGCCUCCUAUCAGUCACUGAAGUUUGAGUCCAUUUCAGUGGAGGCCUUCACCUUUGGCGAAGAUCAGUAUGUUGUGUUCCCCCAACCCUUUGCUGGGACGUGCAGCUUCCUCGAAUGGGAUCACGUUGAGAUGACCUUCAGAACUUAUGACACCAUUGAAAGCACCUCCACUGUGGUGUGCAAGCCCAUGGUGAUCGACAACCACCUCUUUGUCAUCGUGGCCCAAUUGUUUGGGGGCUCACACAUUUACAAACGUGACACCUCUGCCAACAAGUUCAUCAAGAUCCAGGACAUUGACAUCCUGAAGAUUCGUAAACCCAACGACGUGGAGACGUUCAUGAUCGAUGGGGAGUCUUUCUUCGUCAUCGCUGACAGCUCUAAGGCUGGCUCCACAACAGUGUACAAAUGGAAUGGGAAUGGCUUCUACUCGCACCAAUCACUCCACCCGUGGUACCGGGACACAGAUGUAGAAUAUCUGGAGAUCUCCAACAAACCCCACCUGAUCUUGUCCAGCAGCUCCCAGAGACCUGUUGUGUACCAGUGGAACAGGGGUCAGAAACAGUUUGACCGCCGCACUGACAUACCAGAGAUGGAGGACGUCUUCUCUGUCAAACACUUUCGGGUACAAGGUGAUCUGUUUAUAUGCUUAACAAGAUUCAUCGGGGACUCCAAGGUGAUGCGCUGGGACGGUGCCAUGUUCAAGGAGGUCCAGACAUUUCCCUCCCGUGGUUCUAUGGUGUUCCAGCCUGUCUCUGUCGGCAAGUGGCAGUAUGCCAUCUUGGGCAGCGAUUAUUCACUGACGCAGGUCUACCAGUGGGACACCAAGAGGGGUCAGUUUGUCCCAUCUCAGGAGCUGAAUAUCCAGGCGCCUCGAGCAUUUUCUGUGGUUUCCAUUGACGACCGGGUGUUCCUGCUUGCAUCCAGCUUCAAGGGAAAAACUCAGAUAUAUGAGCACCUCAUGAUUGAUUUGAGUAACUAAACCCAUUGUCAAAUCAGGACAAAUGGCGUACACUACUUGCCAGUUGAAUUUGAAUCCGCUAGCAAUUCCCAUCUACAGUCAAACUAAUGGAAGUUUCAAGCAGAAGCUCAAACUAGCUAAAAAGAUGUUUCAAAUACAAUUCAGGACAUUAAGGUUAGGCUGGGCUGAGAUAAGGUGAUUGAAAUUCUUACACUGGUUAUGAUUAGUGAGUUUAUUCUGACAUAUUCUACACAGUCCCUUAUACCUAAUGUUUGGCAACCUGCUGUAACUAGUUAAUUUUGAUAAACUGUUUAGGAACGCCUUAUUCUCCAUGUCAAAAACUUUACUCAGAGUGCGAACUGACUAUCUUUUAGGAAAAAACAAACUAUCAACUCAUUCUUUUUGUCUGUUAUUCAACCAUGUAGGCCUCACUACAGUACCUUGAAACACAGUAUGUUUUUUCUAUUCAACCCUAUAUAUUGUUUAUCUUUCUUGUAGGAAUUUGAUAGUAAAGGUUUAGGAAUUUGGUAGUUCUGAUGACCAUGUAACAAUAGCUACAUAGUGAAAUAUUUCUUGAGAAAAGGAGGCAAAAUGCAUCCAGGGUCACAUGUGCAGUUGUAUCCAAAACUAUGGACACAAGAGACAAUUUUCUUUAAGUCCUCUUUAAUUAAACAGGGCAUUUCAGGAAAAUUAAUUGAACUCUGUCACACAAGAGCUGUUUAGACUCUCAUGUGACAAAGUCUGGGUCAUUAAAUACCUUGCAGAAGAUGGAGAGUCUCAUGAAUGUUCAAAUUGUAAUCUAAUCUAAAUUUGAUGAUAACGCAACAGUAACACUGUAGUUAGUAAUGUUAGUAAUGUUUACCAAAUACGGAUAAAAGUUGGACUACUUGCUGAGAAUUAUGUUCAUCCUUCUAGCACAGUUUGGCAGCUAGUUAACCUGUGCUCCGUCAGUAAUUACUUUACACUUAAAGAACUGACCCUCAUAUAUGAGUUGAAGAAUCCACUAAACAUUGUGAGAAACUAGGAAAACGACAUCACAUCUCAGUUGUGUCUACUCUCAGAAAAGCAAGACUGUAUGCAUGAUAGAGACACUCAUAGUGUUGAUUCCUGAUGAAUGACUCGCUAGAAGCAUCCCACUGUGUCAACCAGCCCUCUCUCUUUCACUGCACUCUUGCCCCUUUUCUCCCUCAUUGACAAAACCAUUGUUGUCUUUACUCUGCAACUAAAAGCCAACCACUGUGCAGCACCUACUACCUGUGCUUUCACACGGUCCUCUUAUUCUGACACAAAAGGAACAGAAUAUUGAUAACAAUUUAACAACUUCACUGACAACAACUUGCCAAAUAUAAUGUUUACGUUUUUACAAUACUGUGUAAAGUACUUUAUAUGAUAUUGCUUUUGUAUGUAGACGGGACCACACUCAAUGUUUUAUUUUUCAUAGACAUAGAAUUUAGUGUAGAUAUUUAAAAAAGAGAAAAAAAAAACAAGGAUCACCUCCUCAAACACUGUGUAACAUGCAACAUCUGCAAAACAGUAUAGACUUACUUGUGUCAGUCUAAUCUAGUUAGGUAAGGGUAGAGGAUAUUAGUUAUUCCUUUGUCAUCUUGCUCAUUGUAUUUUAUGUACAGUAGUAAUAAAAUACUAAAAUGCUACAUCAGAGAUGUGGUUCCUUUACUGUUGUUACCGAUUUGCCAGUAAACUUAUGUUUUCCAUUCCUUA